CUCUAGCAAAGGACAGCUUCUCUGGCUUCUUCCCGAGUUUCCAUUUUGGACGACGAGACGAGAGCGAGAGAUCCAUUUGUCAUUGUUUGUCAACCAGAGCAACCAGAGCCUUCCUCCUUUGUCUUUCGUCGAUCCUUGGCUACAAUCAUGUCAUUCUUCUCAAUGUUCAAUCCAUUCGCGUUUCUUUACCGCCAGCAGCGACGGAAUUCUCUCCAUUCAGGGGGAGUGCCUCUUGAUGUGAUUGAUGGUGUGGUGGAGCUGCGCACACUGGAUCUGGAGAUGCAAAGUUUGGAAUAUGAAAACUUUCUAGUGUGUCUUCCAAGCUUGAUUGCUGCCUCGCCUGAGCUUGAAACAAUCAACUUCGACAGCGCCUUGGUUUCUACUUUUAGUGGUUUGCCGCAUCUAAAUCUCCGUCAUUUGGUUCAGGAUGCCAUCGCAUCGGCAUGUCCAACACUCAAGAGAAUGCAUUGCAGACUCUUGGACCCUUCCGAUGCUGACUUGCUUGCAUUGUUCAUUUCCCAGUGCAAAAGCCUCGAGCGACUCAGCCUUGUUUACACAGACGAUCCGGGCAUCGACUAUUUUGAUGAACGAGACUUCGUAUUUUACGAACGAGAUCCAUUCCUAAAAGAUCCAAACAACUAUUUUGAACCUAUCAAGCGGGCGAUUCGAGAUCACCCAAUGCUUAAAAGCUUCGUUUUACUUGGAGAGGAAGGUGGGCAAGGAAAUUGCUCCCUGGAUGUGCCAAAGUUGAUCUUGGAUUUACCACACCUUGAAUCCAUUGAAUUCAAAAGACUAAACUUCCCUGAUGACGACUGCGAGUACUGGGAGCGCAUCACAGCUGCUGUUGAGGCCCAUGACAACUUGAAGAGCUUUGGAAUAGAGGCCGAGUCUAUGAGAAACAAACAAAAAGGAUUCUUUAGUGAUCAUCUUCAUGAUCGCAUCGUCAACAAGCUGGCCAUCAAUCGGGCGAAAGCCAUGCUAUUUCGAAAUUGGGUGGUGACCUUGACGGCAUUCCGCCAUAACCCAGCUGUUGUGGAUUAUCUCAUUGACAGUGGCGUUCCUGGUGGUGGUGGUGCCAUUUUGUGGGCUGAGGCUGUCUUGCAAGGUCUGAAGGCUCCAGAAGAGACUCGAGAAGAGACUCGAGAAGAGAAAGAAGAAAAGCAAAUCCAGCGCCACAAGAAAGAAGAAAAGGCCGCAAUCAGAAAAGAACCGACAAAGACAAUCUUCUGGACACGGCAUGUCCCCAUUGAUCAACUUAUUGAUUUUGAGGAUUGUUGUACAUUUGCCCACAAAGACGACUGAUCACAUAUUUCAUAGCAGCACCAUCAAUACCCCACACCACCAAGCAGCAUAUUGGCAUUGGCAUGAAUGCAUGCAUCCAUACCCGACACAUGAGCAGCAGAUAGCAAGAAGGAAACAACUGAUUGUUCUAGCAGAGCAGCCAAAAGCCAACCUAUGUCUUUAGCAUCAACCAUCAAUAGACAAAGACUAAUCAUUUCGGGACAUUAUUAUUGCU
Seminavis robusta is the source of this 1516-nucleotide messenger RNA. The record is from the annotation of a GenBank genome assembly. Lineage: Eukaryota; Bacillariophyta; Bacillariophyceae; Naviculales; Naviculaceae.